This is a messenger RNA of Lytechinus pictus (painted urchin), 7390 nucleotides long. RefSeq names its product centrosomal protein of 162 kDa-like. The transcript has 31 exons. The record is from RefSeq and is a predicted model, not a curated record. Gene Ontology annotation, biological process: cilium assembly. Gene Ontology annotation, cellular component: centrosome; centriole; axonemal microtubule. NCBI's taxonomy places the organism in Eukaryota, Metazoa, Echinodermata, Echinoidea, Temnopleuroida, Toxopneustidae. Bases 146 to 4516 code for a protein of 1456 amino acids.
ACACUGUAUUUUCAUUUUUGGCCGCGGAGAUUUUCCGAUUUGAAUCCGAUUUUUUUACUUUUUGUGCUGGUAAUAUUUAAUUUUCAUUUAGAGAUCACCUGGAUCCAGUUAAUAACAGACAGGUCAGCAAGAAGAUGCGAGCAAGAUGCCUCGAGCACCAAGGCUGUCCCAACAAGAACUUGAUGAUGAAUUUGAGCAGUUUCUCAAAGAGUCUCUUUCCGAUGACUCCAUGGAUUUCACCAGCAAGCGGAAUAGAAGUCCAAGAAGAGGGAAGAAAGAAGACACCGGUACCCCAUGGUGGAUGAAAGGAGAUGAUGACUAUGGACUGAAGAGUGGAAGAGGCAAGAAGAACGCUGAUAAUGAACCCGCUUCUACACCAAGCAGCAUGAAAUGGUUGAAACCCAAGAAACAAUCUACUCCUCUUAGAGAUGUUCAGGAAGAGGAAGAUGAAGAAGUCCCGAAGGGCAUUUUAAAGAAGGGAAAACGUAUAGAGGAGAAGGACGAAGUGGAGUCCGCAAAGACCUCUGAAGUUCCAAGAAAGCAGAUCAGAAGAGAUAGUUUAGAAGAAGAUGACUUUGAUGAAAAGUUUGAGGAAAGUCGAAAAAGAAGUGGAGUCAUACCAGAGCAAGCCAGCUUUGAGGAUACAUACAGUCAGUCAGAAACAACAGAAGGCCUUACAACUGGAGAAUCAAUCAGCCAGGAUCCUUAUGGAGGCCAGAGCACUAUGGGCUCCACCGGUCAGGAUCAAUACGGAGGCCUGAGCACCUUCGGAUCUACCGGACCAGGAGCCGAGACGCUUGAAGAGAUGGCUGACAAGGCAAGGUUCUUCAAGGAGCUUGAAGAGAAAGCAGAGAGAACCGUAGACUAUAGUAGACUGAACAGAGAGGCUGAUCUAUCAGGCACUAUGGGUACCAUGGGGACACUCCCAUCGGCUUACAUGGGAUCUCCAGAGGACACUGGCCAACAGGUCAAGAAGAUGGAAGAUUUGUUUCCAGCAGACUCUGGUAAUGCAGGCGAUAUUCCGGCGAAGAAGUCUUCUCCAAAUGAAAAGGACCAAUCUGAUGGCGGUAUGCUAGGGAAAGUUGCUUUACUGGAUACAAUUGACACAACCCUUAGUCCAGUGAAAGCUCCAAGGAGAUCUCCACCCGCAGGCGGGCAUGGUGACGCCCCUUCUACCAAUCGAGGAGGCUUCUUAAAUUCUGGACCAACAGGUCUUGCUCCUACAGAUACUAGAGGUCUAAGUACUGGUGGUACUACAGGAGAGUUGGAAGCUCUCCAGGCGAUCUUGAGGGAAGCAGCGGACACACCUACCUUACACCUUGGUGAGGACAUGGAUCACUCGGUCAACAAGGGUAACAAGGAACGCACUAUAGAAGAUAUACUACGGGAAGCAAAUCAAGAAAGGCAUUCUAAAAAUGAUGCCCAAGAUGAGACCAGAAGUUUCAGUCUCGAGCCUGCGCACUAUCCCUCCAGGGAAGAUCAAGGGACGCGAGGGUUGGAUUUACAACCAGCCAAUCAGGAGACAGGGAUUGGAUCACAUGACACAGAUGUCCGUGGUACAGACUCCGAGGCCAGAGGGUUUGCUUUGAGUCCCGUCUCUGAAGGUGGGGAGGCGAGAGGUUUCAAUCUUCAGCCUGCGUCACCUGUGCUUAGAGGGAUGGAUCUUCAAUCGGCUAGUGGUGCUGACAUCGAGUCCAUUGACAGUGCCCAACCCGUGCCUUCUCAGGCACGGAAGCCAGUGUCCAAGAAAAGAACUCCAUCUAAACAGAGAGGGCGCUUUUCACAUGUUAGGAGCUCCGGAUACGGACCAAAGCAGUCCGGUCAGAAGGCUGCUUGGUCACCGGCCGAUGUUGGCAAGCAGAAGGUCAAGGGUUCUGAGAUCCCAGCAUUGAAUGGAAGAGAUGAUAAAUCCCAGAGACAUCUUCUAGCUUCAGUGGAUUCCUUUGCUUCGUACCUUCACGAUCAGUUCGCUGAUGGUAGAAGAACCACCCCACCCCUUAAACAAUCCACCGAUGAGCCCAUCCUUUCUGCCAGCAUGCGGGAGGCCAAACUUCACACGCUAUCUCGUGAGAGGGCGCUGGUCGCUGAGGUGAAUGAAUGGCAGCAGCAGUGGCAGGAGGAGAGACGUCUCAACGCCAAGAUGAGAGCCGAGAUAACGGACCUACAGAGGGAGUGUGAACGCAAAGAGACACAGCUGAGACUGGAGCAUGAGAAGGAGAUCUUCAAACUAAAGCAAGAGAAUUUUGUUCUUGUUGCAAAAUUGAAUAGCCAGGAUGAUCAGGACAAGGCCCGUAGAAGAGAGUUGGUUUCAGGGAAAACACCAGAAGGUGUGAGCCAAGAGGAGCAGCUCAAGCUGAUGCAGAGAGAGAUCGUCCAACAAGAGACAUUGCUUCAAGGAUACCAACAGGAGAAUGAACGACUGUUUGGUGAGGUCAAGACACUCCAAGGAGGCAACAAAGAAAACGAGGCAAGGAUGUUCAAAGAGAACCAGAGACUGCAAACGGAAGUCGGCAACCUAAGAGAGCUGAUGGAGAUGAAAGACAGAGCAUUGAGGAACAAAGGCAUCAUCACAGGCGAUAGAAUACAGCAAGAGAUAGCUGCAGGGAAUACAGCUGUACUGGGAGCAGGAAAGAUAGCGGAAUUACAGGCAGAGAUCAAAGAACAUGAGGUAUGUGAAGCUACAUUAAGAGCGGAUGCUAGACAGUUGACCCAGGAGAAGAAAGAACUUGAAGACCACAUUGAGCAGCUAGUCAGAGAGAAGACUAGGCAACAGGAAAGACUGAAUUCUAUGAGAGAUGGCAAAAAUAUUGAAUUCAAGGAGUUGCAGAUGAAGUACGAGCGUGAGAUGGAAUCCCUUCAGAAGAAAGUUAGAUGGUACACUGAGAAUCAAGAACUCUUGGACAGGGAUGCAGCGGCUCUCAAGGAGAAAGAUGAUCAGAUAGCGGAAUUGAAAGAACAACUUAAGAGUGGUCCUAAUAAGCCAAACAGUAAGAAUAUGGAGGCCCAAAGGAGAGCCAAAGAAAGAGCAGCUGAUGCUAAGAAAAUACAAGAUCUAGAAAGACAGGUCCGAGAAAUGAACGACAUCAUCAGAAGGCGACACCCGAACUCACUGCCUGCCCUCAUCUACGCUGCUGCCUCCACCUCAUCUCCACUCCCUGCUGAGGGCAAAGGCCAGAGGUCAACUGAAGGUCAACCAAGGUCAAUAACCUUUUUGGAAGACAAGGUCAAGAGGUUGGAGAAGGAAUUGGAAGGGAAGGAGGAGGGCAACAAGAGAGGUCUUCGGGUUGUUGAGCAAAAGUACAAUGCAAUGAAGGUGAGAUAUGAAGACAGGAUCAACUCUCUAGAGUCACAAGUAGAGCAGUACGAGACUGGUAGACAAUCCCAGACCCGUCCCCACACCAGUGUGACAGCACUGCAGAAGGAGCUGGACGGCAUUAGAGAACGGAACAAGAACCAGCUCCUGGAGCUGGAGAAGGAAAACAAGGAGCUUAAGAAACGAUUGUCCAAGGCAGUGACAUCAGGAAUGAGUGGAGGAGAUGGGAAUGGAAAGGAUGGACGGAUAGGAAGAGGAUUGAGUGAGAAGGAACUCCAAGGAAAGCUCUCUCAGCUGGCUUUAGAGCUUGGUGCUAAAGACAAGGAGCUUGAGCUACUAAAAGCUACAGUCGACAGAUUGAUGGAAGAAAGAUUCCAUGCAAUGAAUGCUGCAGAGAGUAGCAAAGGUAAAACUAAGAAGUUAAAGAGACAAGGAAGUAAAUCAGAGGUGGUGGAGGAAUCGACCAAGCCGUACAUUCCAGAAAACUUCACUGGAUCUCAUAUAUCAGAUGUUCUGAUGGAGAAUGAGAGACUAAAACAUCAGCUGGAUGAUGUAACCUUAGAGAUGGAACAGCAGAGGGUCCACCUUCAUGCCGUGCUGGCCGAAGCGGAGGGCGCCACCAGACAGGCAAGAGAGAGAGCUACCGAAGAGAUGUCAUCGUUAAGAUCGCAUCAUCAGAUGGAGAUUGAGAGGAUGAAAGCCGAGAGAGCGUUGAUGGUGGGAGAUUCCAAGAUGGCGAGGUUGAAUAGUCAGGUGGAGACACAUCAGGUGAUGGUAAGAGAGCUACAAGACCAGCUGAGCGAGGCUCGUCUGGAGAUAGACCGUCUCCAGGCCUCCAGGGUGAGGGAGCGUGUGAUGGAGACGCAGGUGGAUCAACUGAGGGUGGAGCUACGAGAGGCUAAGGAGAACCACACACCGGAGAUGAAGCAUUUUGAAGCACUGCAAGCCAAGAUAGUAGCAUUGGAAAGCAGACAUAUCCAACGUGACAAAGACCUACAACUCUUGGUGGAGAGAGCUACUCACAGUGCUACUUCAGAGAAGGACCAAGAGAUCUUGACUCUCAAAGGGCUUGUUGCAUCCAAGAACAUGGAGAUUCAGAGGUUCCGAGUUGAGCUGGAGGCCAUCCUAGAGGUUCUUAGAGAGCUUCAACGACAAGGUGUAGUUCUUCCUUUAGACAGCCAGUCAGUCCACUCUAUGUUAUGACACAUGUACGGUAAUCCUUAGGUUUAGCGUAUAGCUAGAGUCUAUCUUAGAGGUUCUUAGAGAGCUUCAAAGACAAGGUGUAGUUCUUCCUUUAGACAGCCAGUCAGUCCACUCUAUGUUAUGACAUAUGUAGGGUAAUCCUUAGGUUUAGGGUAUAGCUAGAGUCUAUCUUAGAGGUUCUUAGAGAGCUUCAAAGACAAGGUGUAGUUCUUCCGUUAGACAGCCAGUCGGUCCACUCUAUGUGAUGACACACGUAGGGCUAUCUUCAGGAUUAGAGUAGGUCCAACUAAAGAACUUCAAAGACAUGGUGUUGUUCAUUUGUUAGAGUGCCAGUCGGUCCACUCUAUGUUAUGACACAUGCAGGCAAUCCAGAGGUUUAGUGGGGUAUCCUAGAGGUUCUUACAGAGUUUCAAAGACAGGGUGUAGUUCUUUCGUUAGACAGCUAGUUGGUCCACUCAUUGUUAUGGCACAAGUAGGGCAAUCCUGAGAUUCAUGUCAGGCACCACUAGAGAUUCAUAGAGAACUUCAAAGACAGGGUCUCAUGCUUUAAGACAGCUAGUAAGUCCACUCUAUGUGAUGACACAUGUAAGGCUAUCUUCAGACUUAGAGUAGGCACACCUAAAGAACUUUAAAGAUAUGGUGUUGUUGGUCUUCCGUUAGACAGCCAGUCAGUCCACUCUAUGUUAUGACAUAUGUAGGGCAAUCCAGUGGUUCAGGGAUGCCAUCCUAGAGGUUCUUAGAGAAUUUAAAAGACAAAGGGUCAUUCUGCUGUUAGACAUCCUGUCAAUCCACUUCAUGCUAUGACACAUGAAGGGUAAUCUAAAGGUACAAGGAGGAGAUGUACAGUAGGCCAUUCGAGAGAUUCUUAGAAAGCUUUAAAGACAGGGAUUUGUUCUGCCAUUGGACAGCCAGUCAGUCCACUCUAUGAUAUGACACAUGUAUGGCAAACUUGAAGUUUAGAGGGGUCAUUAGCAAAAUGACCUUUAAAAAACAAUCAAUUUUUAAGGAUUUAUUAUGGGGGAAAAAAAUACUGGGAAACUAAGUUAGCACAAAAAAGGUUACAAAUCGCACAUAACUUACAAAGAGUGUUGUGAUACUCCACCCAUACCUAUUUAAGAAACUUGAAGAUAUUUUAUGCAAUCAGGCCAAGGUGUAGUUAAUUGAUAUCUGGCAUGAAUAUUAAUUUCUUGAAAUGCUUGUGCAGUGAGAUACAGCUGGGCUAAAACCAGGGCAAUAAUGAUCACAUUUAGUGCCUCGAUAACUUUGCAGAGUGGAUAUCAUAUGCAAGUGUCCGGUGAAUUACAUUAUUUUUAUUAAUAAUAAUAAUGAUAGUCACUUUUUGUAUAGCGCAUUAACACAUAAAAAACAUGUCUCUAUGCGCUUUAGAAUAUACAUGUAAAGGAAAGGAAGAGAUGUGUUAGUGAGUUCACUUUGUUGAGGUUAGGUACAAUUUAGACAAGUCGGUUUUAAGGGCUGUUUUGAAAUUGUUAACUGAAUCGAUUGUUUUCAGGGAAUUUGGGAGUUUAUUACAUAAAAAUCUUACACAUGAAAUCUUAAACAAUGCCUUGUGUAUAACAACUGAAAUCUUGCUUUGUAACCAAACCUUUGUCUUUUGAAUGAUUAUCUCUUUCCUUUUUCCCUCAUACGUUUGUUCUGUACGAAGUGCAAUUAUUGUUAUUCCAUCAAUGUUUUAAUAACUCUAAUUUAUUUGAAAAUAUUCGGAAUUCAUAACAUAGAAUUCCUUGUACAUUUGUUCUGUAAAUAAAAUUGAUAUUUCUAUAAUUAAUAAUAGUAAUUUCUUGCUUGUCUUUAAUAUCCAUUAUGUUGAGUAUAUCUUAAAAAAGUAAUGAAUCAGUGACCAUUAGGUUAUUAGAAAUGGUAAGACAGUAUUGUCUUUAUCAUUAUUCAUAUUUAGAAGAAUAUAGGUACAUGUACCUUAGCUUUAGUCAGAUAUAUUAGACCACGUAAUUUGUUUUUUCAACUUGGAAGGAGAAAUUUGAAUCAGGAGAGGUCUAUAACAAGUUUUGCGUAAUUUGGUCUAAAAAAUUACUUCAACUUGAAUGAACUAUUGACUUAUAAAAGGUCUACUUGUGCAAGUUUAGUGGUACAUAUUUUUUGCAAUUGCCAACUUUCCUUUGAAUGUCCUACAGAUACUUUGAAAAUACACUAACACUUCCAUCAUCAUUAUCAUCAUCAUCAUCACCAUCAUCACAACCAUUAUCAUCAUCAUCAUUUAUUACCAUCAUUUCAUCAUCGUCAUCAUCAUCAUCCCACUAUUCUCCUUCUCUCCCUCUUCCUAUCUUUUCUCUCUCAUACAAUUACAUUACAACUCUCUUUUUGGGGGUGUCUUAUUCUCUAAAUCAAUUUCUCUUUUUUCCACUCCUGUCCCAUUCUUUGUUUCUAUAAUCCCCAUCCAUCUCUGAUGGCUGUCAUCGCUCCUAUUCUCAAAAGAGGUUUAAAUUGUACUGUUGCACAAAACUGUGGAUUAAGCAGUUUUCUUGUAUUAUCAUGCUUCCCUUUGAGCACCCUUUGCCAAAAGCGUGUAUACAUUUUAAUAAUUUGAUUUUUCUUAGUGUAUGCAAUGAAAUAUGCACAAUUACCGGUAUGUAAAAAAAUCUGCUCAGUCCAUGGUUUUGUACAAUUGAAUUCUUUUUCGAGAAUAAGGGCCAAAAUUGAAGUGCUUUAGAAGUCUGGGGCCCGUUUCUCAACACAUGGACAAGUUAGUCAUAUCUUUAUCCACCAACCACGGAGUUAGUUCCAAUCUUACUAAACCUGUUUCUCGAAAGGUUUCCUAACUAGAAUACCUUGAUAUCGAUACUAUCGGUAAAAAGAGCAGACGAGACGUAGCCUUAGUCACAAAAUAGCACAAUUUUC